AUGAAUUUCCAGGAACUUAUGUUACAAGAUCCUAAUUCCAGGGCAGUAAUACACGCCAUCGAAUCAAUGGUUAUUAGGCAGUCACAUCAGAUUCAUUACACUGUGAAUAUGGAUUCUGCCAAACCUCUUCUGCACGGCCUUCAUCCAAACCCCCAAACUGAGCUGAACUUCUGGAAAGCAAGAAAAGACAAGAUUUUAUAUAUAAAUAAGCAACUUCAGAGUCCUGUUGUUCAAAAAAUUAUUAAGAUCUUAAAAGCCAAAGAAAGCAGCUAUUAACUUGCUUCUCAGGACAUUUUCAAGGCAGUAGAAGAUGCACUUGUAGAAGCCCAAGAUACUGAUCUGUAUCUGAGACCACUGGAAAAAUACAUUCAGCUUUUUUGGGAGAUGGGAUUCCCAAAGAUCUGUAAUUUAAUCUCACCUUUAUUUCACACCAUCUGCCUGAUAUGGAGCUACUCUGAGUUCUACAGCAUGCCUGCAUGAAUAGUAGUUCUGCUGCAGGAAUUUCGCAAUCUCCUUAUUGACCAGUCUAGGCUGUAUCUUUCACCAGAAAAUCUUUUCAAAAGAGAAACUGAAGAAGCAUUGGAGCACGUGAAAAUAGCUAAAGCCGCCUUAAAAAGCUUUAAGGAUUCAUUCUUUAGUCACAGAAACAGAUUGGAGAGUUACUUAGCCUGUGGUAAGGAAUUUAAACCAUGGGAUUUCAGAUCUGAGAUGUUAUUUUCCAGAGUUGGUACGUUCCUCAACCGCUUACUGAAGAUUGAAGAAAUUUUCAUUAAGAUAUUGGAAUUUCAAAAGCUGGAGUUUGGUGGAAUCAAGGGGAAAAUUUUAAGUGAGCGGGUCUGCAGAAUGAAUGAAGAGUUUCUGGAAAGCUGUGAAGUUUUCAGAAAAAGAACAUACGAUCCUUCAGAUUACGGUAACAUGGAGUUUGAAGAUGAUUAUACUGAAUUUAAAGCCAAAACCGUGGAUCUUGACAGACAUCUUGCCUCACUUCUUUGUGUAGGAUUUUAUGACUGUUCAGGUUUAGAAUCCAUGUUCAAGGGAAAUUUAAAGCUCUUCAAAGCAGAUUCCCCCUCAGCCUCUUGGAAGAUUUAUAUAGAGUACAUUGAUGACAUUGUGGUUGAAGUUUUGCAUAACGCCAUAAUGCAUUCUUUAGACGACUUUUUGGAGAACACAGAAGAAAGUUUGAAGGCAGCUCCACUUAUUCAGGCACAAAUGAUCCUUAAUGGCACAGAGAUUCAAUUUAAAUCUUCUCUAGAGGAAGAGGGUGGUGACGGUUUUUAUGACCUAGUAGGUGAAGUCCUGGGUGAUGUUUUCCAAGUGCCUGCCCAGGUGAAAAGGAUAGCAGCACACCUGGGAUCAGAACAUUACCAGAAUGAUAUGGACAACACGUCUGGUCUGUCUGAAAUCAGGCAGGAGAUUAUGGAGAGAGUGGCAAACGUUACCAACAAAGCCCUGGAGUGCAGAAGAUCUCUUGCUAGCUAUGCUUCUCUCUGGCUGGAGACCCGGUCUGGGUCUGUAAAGCAAUUCCUUCUCCCUGGUCAUGCAUCCACGAAGACGCCUCUUACUGACAAAGUCUCUCAGCAGCCUCCCACUAUUAAACUGUUUAAAGAGCAGAUUGACGUCUAUGAAAACCUUCCUGUUCAGAUAAGCAGCCUCAAAGGCUUGAAAUUUUUUGAAAGUUGUUUUAAAGUGGGUACGAAGCUUUUCACAAUAAGCUUGCUAAACAUUAUUAAGAAAUGGAGCUGGAUGUUUAAGGAGUAUCUCCUGAGAUUUGUCAUUGUUAGUCUAACUGACUUAGAAGAAUUUAUAAAAGUGGCAGAUGCUGGACUCCAAAGAGAGGUGACUGAAGGAGAUUAAUGUCUGCUGGCAGAAAUCAUGGGCUGUUUCUUGGCUGUGAAGGAGAGGCAGACAACUGCUGGUGAAAUCUUUGAACCUUUAAAAGAGAUGGUUGCACUGUGAGAAAGUUAUGGACAGAAGAUGCCAGACAAAGUUUACGCCCAGUUAGAGAAAUUGUUUGAAAAAUGGAAUGCCGUUAAGAGAGCAGUUUCAGUAAAGCACAAAGUAAGUCUUCUUCAGGCCUCUGAGGGUACAGUUAUCUGAAGAAAAUGCACUUUACUUGAUGAGAAGCAGAUGGAAUUCAGAGAAAGAUUUAAAAUGGAAGCUCCCUUUCAGUUUGAUGCAGAAAAUGCAUAUGCUCGUCUCAAUAAGGCAAAUAAAGAAUUUGAGAUGCUGGAGAAAGAAAUGUUACUAAUGCUGGAGUCUGCAGAGCUAUUUGAAGUAGCUAUUCCAGACAACAAACAAAUGAAAUAAUGUUGAAAAGAGGUGUGGUUGCUCAAGACAGUUUGGAAUAUUAGUGUUUAUAUUAAUAGCAGCAUUGAUGAUUGGGCUAAAACCCAGUGGAGACAGAUUAAUGUGGAACAGAUGGAUGUGGAGCUCAGAAGGUUUGCCAAGGAAGUGCAGUCUUUGGAUAAAGAGGUUUGUUCCUGGGAUGUAUAUAAGGACUUGGAGUUAAAGGUGAAGAAUCUGAUGUCAUCGCUGAGGGCAAUAUUGGAGUCGCGAAAUCCUGCAAUCAGAGAGGGACACUGGUGCCAGGUCAUGCGUGCGACAGGAGUCAGGCUUUCAGUAGCAGAAGGUACUACCUUGACAGAUCUUCUGGGACUCCAGCUUCAUAAAGUAGCAGAUGAAGUCCAAAGUAUAGGUGACAACACUGUGAUAGAUUUGGGUACUGAAAAGGAGAGAAGUAUUUUGGCAGAAAUCAACCAAACGUGGGCUGCCAUGCAAUUUUCUUAUGAAGAGCAUCACAGGAAUGAAUCUCCUUUAUUAAAGUCAAAUGAACAGCUGCUUGAAACUUUAGGUAACAAUCAAGUUCAGCUGCAAAUGAUUCUGAAAAGUAAAUAUGUGGCAUAGUUCAUCGAACAAGUGGCAGGUUGGCAAAAUAAAUUAAACAUGGCAGAUUCUGUCAUUUCCAUUUGGAUGGAAGUUCAACACACAUGGUCCCAUCUAGAAAAUAUUUUCACUGGCUCUGAAGGUAUCAGAAGCCAACUGUCUGAAGAUACAAACAGAUUUGAUUAAAUCAACCAAGACUUCAAAGUCAGUAAAGAGUUGGUGACUGACAUAGCAAAUACCAAAAAUGUGAUGGAAGCUACAACCAAGCCAAAGACAGUUUCUCUUUGUGAAAAAGCUCUGGCUGAAUAUUUAGAAACCAAGCACAUAUCUUUUCCUCGCUUCUGUUUCGUUUCUUCAGCAGACUUGCUAGACAUCAUUUCAAAAGGAAUAUAGCCAAAACAGGUGGCCCAUCACCUGACCAAGCUUCUUGACGACAUUGUUGAUCUUAAAUUUCAAGAGAACAUAGAGGAAUCUGUAGAUAUUGCCCUUGGGAUGUGCAGAGAAAAGGAGUAUGUUCUGUUCUAUGACGGGUGUGGAUGCAGUGGUCAGGUAGAGUUUUGGUUGCAACACCCUGAGGGAACUGUACACAAACCAGUGUGCCUCUGCAUCAUGGAGGUGAUACUGGCCAAUGAAGAGAAGCAGAGAGGACAGUGGCGUUUUGACUACCCAGCCCAGGUUGCGCUUACUGGUUCACAAAUCUGGUGGGUUUUGGAUGUAGAAAUGACAUUUGGUAGGCUGGAAGAGGGCUUGACGUCAGCCCAGAAGGAUUGCCACAAGAAGCAGGUCACUCAGCUAAAUGCUCUUAUUAUCGUGCUGCUCGGAGAACUUUCCUUAGGUGGUCGACAGAAAAUCAUGACCAUUUGCACUAUAGAUGCUUGCAGUGGAGAUGUUGUAGCAAGCCUUGUAGCUCAGAAGGUCACCAGUUCCCAAGCUUCGGUUUGGCUGUCACAGCUAGGCCACAAAUGGCAUGAUGCCCAGAAACAGUGUUUUGCCAACAUUCGUGAUGCUCAGUUUCAGUACUUCUAUGAGUACUUGGGAAAUACCCCUCAGCUAGUUAUUACCCCUUUGACUGACAGAUGCUCCUUGCAAUGCUAACAAUCACUUUUCUUAUGUUCAGCUGUUACAUUAACCCACCUACCAAUGAGCGGUGCUCCUGGGGGACCAGCUGGCACAGGUAAAACCGAGACCACCAAACAUCUAGGCUGUGCCCUUGGUAUGAUGGUGUACGUCUUCAAUUUUUCUGAGCAGAUAGAUCACAAGUCUGUAGGGCUUAUCUAUAAGGGUUUGGUCCAGACGGGAGCUGAGAGGUGCUUUGAUGAAUUCAAUUGCAUCUCGGUAGGAGUUCUGUCAGUGGUGGCGGUACAAGUAAAGACUAUCCGCAAUGCCAUUAGGAACAAGAAGCGAUAUUACCUUUGUUAUAACAAAUUUUUAUUCCUCGAUGAAAACAUCACAUUGAAGUCAUCAGCUGCAAUAUUUAUUACCAGGAACCCAGAAUAUGCAGGUGGGACAGAACUACCUGAAAAUCUCAAUGCUUUGUUCUGACCCUGUGCCACAGUUGUCCCUGAUAUUGAACUGAUCUGUGAAAUUAUGUUGGUUGCUGAAGGGUUUAUUGAUGCACGCCUGCUAGCCGGGAAGUUUAUUGCCUUGUAUACUCUCUGCUUUCUAAACAGAGGGAAAGAGGACAAUUAUGACUGGAAACUUCAUGCUAUCAAGUCAGUUUUGGUAGUUACUGGCUCACAGAAACAAGGAGACAAGAACAGACCUGAGGAUCAGGUGCUCAUGUGAGCCUUAAGAGACUUCAAUUUGCCUGAAAUAGUGACAGAUGAUAUCCCAAUUUUCACGGGCCUGAUCAGUGACCUGUUUCUAGCUCUGGAUGUUCUGAGGAAGUGGAACCUGCAUUUUGAACGGAUGGUUAAACAGUCUACCCUGGAGCUUCUCUCACAGUCUGAAGAGAGCUUUAUUCUCAAAGUGCUGAAAAUUCUGCAUCACACAUAUGUGAACAUGAAACAAAAGCCUUUUUGGAAUGACCCUAACCCAAAAGCUGUGACAGCUAAUGAACUGUUUGGUUUUAUACACCAUGCAACCCAGGAAUGGAAAGAUGGCAAGUAGCGCAUAUGUUCUUCUUACUAGGGUCUCCUGUCAUCUCUUCUGAGAGAGCAAGCUAAUAUUACCUAUGAGGGGCCAAAAUGGUUAGUUUUAGAUGGAGAUAUAGAUCCUAUGUGGAUUGAGUUGCUCAACACUGUUAUGGAUGAUAACAAAGUUCUGACCCUUACAAGCAAUGAACAUGCACCUGUGGCUCCAUCAAUGUGGCUGCUAUUUGAGGUACACCAUCUAAGAGCUGCUACUCCAGAUACAGUAUCCAGAGCUGGUAUUCUCUAUCCGAACAUCCAGGACCUGGGGUGGGAUCGGUAUGUUGCCAGUUGGAUAGAAACAAGGAGAUAGCAAUCGAAAAACUGGACUGUUAUCUUUGAUAAAUAUGUGCCUCUCUUAGAAGAACUCAGAGCAAGAUUUAAAACUGUUACUCCUAUUCCUGAUAAUAGUACGGUUCACACACUCUGGUCUCUGCUAGAUUGUUUGCUGACCCCUGAAAAUGUGCCAAUGGAUUGCCCCAGAGAGGUCUAUGAGAUGUGUUUUGUCUUUGCUUCUAUUUGGGUGUUUGGUGGAGCACUCUCUCAAGAUCAGGUAAUUUACCAAGCUGAAUUCAGCUGCUGUUGGCUUAAGAAGAUGAAGUUUCCAUCCCAGGGCACACUGUUUGAUUAUUACCUUGACCCAGAGAUGAGGAGGUUCCUGCCCUGGGUGGAUAAGGUCCCAAGUCAUGAUGUGGAUCCAGAUGCACCUCUGCAGGCAAUCUUUGUUCACACAUCCAAGACUGUACGUCUCAAAUAUUUUAUUGAUUUACUCUUAACAAAAGGCAAACUAGUCAUGCCUGUUGGAAAUGCCAGAGUAGAAAAAACAAUGUUUGGAGGUGAAGUCUCUGAAGACUACCUUCUGGCUAACAUCCCUGUCAACUACCAUACAACAUCAGCAGUGUUUCAGACAACCAUGACCAAGGCACUAGAGCAGAAAGCUGGUCAUAACAAUGGUCUAGUAGGAAACAAGAAACUUAUCUAUUUUAUUGAUUAUUUGAAUAUGCCAGAAGUGGAUAGACAAGGAACAGUUCAACCUUAUGCACUGAUUUGACAGCAUAUAGAUUAUGGGCACAGGUGGUAUGGUAGGCAGAAGCUAACUAUUAAAGAAAUUCAUAACUGUCAGUAUAUUGCCUGUAUGAAUCCAACUGCUGGCAGCUUCACUAUCAACCCUAGGCUCCAGAAUGUGGAAGACCAAGUGUUGCUGCAACCUCGGCUCAUCUAUAGCCAUUUUGCAAACGGCAGAGCAGACCCUUGCUACGAGCCAGCGAAAGGGUGGGAACCACUAAGGAAUAUACUUGAAGAGUUCCUAGAAAGCUACAAUGAAACGCUUGCUUCUACGAACACAGUCGUAUUUGAGGGUGCCAUGCAGCACACGUGCCGGAUCAGUUGUAUCCUAGAAGCCUCUAGGGGUUAUGCACUUCUGACUGGGGUAGGUGGUAGUGGUAAACAAAGCUUGUCGAGGCUGGCAGCAUACAUCUGCUCCCUGGAGGUUUUCCAAAUCAUGCUAAAGAAAGACUAUGGGAUCCAGGACCUGAGGGUAGAUCUUGCCAGUUUGUACAUCGAGACUGGUGCCAAGAACAUGCUCGCAGUGUUUUUGCUGACAGAUGUCCAGGUUCCAGAUGAAUGCUUUCUUGUGCUGAUUAAUGACUUGUUGGCAUCAGGGGAGGUUCCAGAUCUGUUCAGUGAUGAAGACAUGGAGGGCAUAGUUACAGAAGUUAGAAAAGAAGUCUGAGCCCUGGGCCUGAUGGACACCAGAGAAAGCUGCUGGAGGUUCUUCUUGAAUAGAGUGUGGCUGCAGCUAAAGAUCGUUCUGUGUUUCCAUCCUGCCGGUGCCACGCUGCGAGCGCGAGCUCGGAAGUUCCCAUCCAUAGUUAACUGCACCGCUAUUGACUGGUUUCAUGAGCGGCCGCAGGAGGCCCUGCGCUCCGUCAGCAGGAGGCUCAUUGAGGAAGCCAAGGGCGUCGAGGUACAGAGUUUCAAGCUCGUCAGUCUUCUAAGAAAGCAACGGAGAUCAUUGAAAGAUCAAAUUCGAUUCUAUGAGUCUAUGAAAUGCAAUCGUAAUGAAAGGUGAUACAAUUACACCACUCCAAAGAGUUUUCUGGAGCAAAUCAUGCCUUAUAAGAUCCUUCUAGAGAGAAAAAGCAAGGACGUGUCAGGACACAUGGAGGACUUGGUGAAUGGCAUGCAGAAGCGGAAGGCAGCAGCUUUCCAGGUAGAAGAUCUAAAAUCCCAACUGGCUUCUCAAGAGGCAGAACUGCAACUGAGAAAUCAAGAUGCCAAAGCUUUGAUUGUUCAGAUAGGGUUUCAGACUGAGAAAGUGAACCAAGAAAAGGCCAUUGCAGAUGCAGAGGAGCAAAAGGUCAGUCUAAUUCCCCCACUUAUAUAUCUGAGACAGAAAAAAUGUGAGGAUGACCUGCUGAAUGUGAGGGAACCUGCUCUUGCUGCUACAGCAGCCUUAGACAUGCUUAAUAAUGUUAAUCUUACAGAACCAAAAGCCUUCACAAACCCACUAAUGGCUGUAACCAGUGUUAUUGCUGCAGUGAUGGUUUUACUGGCAUAUAAAGAGAAAGUGACCGAAGACCGAAGCUGGAAAGCUGCAGAAGUCUUUAUGGGAAAAGUUGAUGACUUCUUACAAGCUUUAAUCAACUCUGAUCCUUGUCUGAAAGUCAUCAAGGAACAUUACUUGAAGGAUCCAGAUUUCAACUCAGAUUAUGUUCAUACAAAAUUCUUUGCAGCAGCUGGUCUCUGUGCCUGGGUCAUCAAUACAGUAAAAUUCAAUGAGGUGUACUGUGAGGUAGAGCCAAAAGGUGCUGAAUUAGCAGCAGCUACAGAAAAACUAGAAGCCAUCAGGAAAAAGCUUCUUGUUCUGGAUAACAAUCUGAGUAAGCUCACAGCUUCACUCUAGAAAGCAGUUGCAGAGAAAGUCUGGUGUCAAGAUGAUGUAAACUGAACAAACAAAACUAUUGAGCUAAUAAAAUUUUCUAAUUUUGCUUUGCAGUCUGAAAACAUGCGUUGGAGCCAGUCUGUUGAAAACCUCAAAGCACAAAAGAAAACUUCAUGCAGUGACAUCUUAUUAACGGCAGCAUUUGUGUUUGGAUCCUUCACAAAAUGGUAUCACCGGGAACAUUUCUGGAUUCCUUUUCUAAAGUUCCUGUUCCUUGUGACGGAGGGCUUGGACCCGAUUGCCAUGUUGACGGAUGAUGCUGCGAUUGCGGCACGGAGUAACGAGGGACUGCCCGGUGAUAGGAUGUCAACAGAAAAUGCCACUGUUCUCACAAACUGCGUGCGCUGGCCUCUGAUGAUAGAUCCCCAGCAACAGGGAAUUAAAUGGAUAAAGAAUAAAUAUGGAGCUGACCUUAAAGUCAUACGUCUAGGACAGAAAGGGUAUGUGCAUGCUGAAGAAUUGGCUUUCAGCUUUGGCUUGUGGAGAGACAUGCUAACUGAAAACGUGGGUGAAUCUAUUGAUCCCAUAUGUGAUCCCCUGCUUGGAAGACUUACAGUUAAAAAAGGAAAAUAUAUCAAGAUUGAAGACAAGGAAUGUGAGUUCAAUAAGAAUUAUCUCAUCCUUCACACUAAACUGGCUAGCCCUCACUACAGGCCAGAACUGCAGGCUCAGACCACCCUCAUUAAUUUCACUGUCACCAGGGAUGGGCUGGAAGACCAGCUGUUUGCUUUGGUUGGCAGUGCUGAAAGGCCAGACUUAGAAAAAUGUAAGUCAAUCCUGGCCAAGCAGCAGAACAAUUUCAAGAUUCAGCUCCGGCAGCUGGAGGAUGACAAGCUGCUCAGCCUGCCAGCUGCCCAGGGUAGUUUCUUAGACAACAGUGAACUUGUAGAGAAACUUGAAUCAACAAAGUCAACUGCAGCAGAAAUACAACGCAAGAUAACUGAUGCCAAAGAAAAUGAAGCUAAGAUUAACAUGACAAGAGAGCAUUACAGUCCAACAGCCAUAAGAGCGUCCAUUCUUUAUUUCAUUAGCAAUAGUCUGGGCAACAUCAACCCCAUCUACCAGUUUUCACCGAAGGUAAAAAUUUAUCUUACUGUCUUCCACAAAGCAAUUAAGCAGGCUGAAAAAUCAGGGGAUAUUCAGUGUCGUAUCUCUAACCUGACAGAAGCUGUCGCAUAUUCAACCUUUAUUUUCAUGAGCCAAGGACUUUUUGAAAAGGAUAAGCUCAUUUUCUUGGCCCAAACAGCUUUUUAGAUUCUCCUAAGAAGUACAGAGAUAAAACUCCUUGAAUUGGAUUUCCUCCUUCGAUUCAGAGUUGAACACACUUACAAGACUCCUGUUGACUUCUUAACUACUCAGUCAUGGAGUGCCAUUAGGGCUAUGGCAGUGAUGGAUGUGUUCAGGGGAUUCGAUAAAGAUAUUGAAAGAUCCAUCAAGAGGUGGAAGAAGUGGGUGGACCCAGAAUGUCCAGAAAAAUAAAAUCUCCCCCAGGAAUGGACAAACAAAAGCUCUCUUUAGAAACUAAUCACACUGAGGGUGCUCUGUCCGGACAGAAUGACAUACGCUUUUAGGAACUUUGUGAAGGAAAACCGUGGCUCGAGAUAUAUGGAAAUCACAAGGAUGGACUUAGCAAAAUCAUAUGAAGAGAGCAGUCCGGCUGCUCCUGUGGUUUUUAUUCUGUCUCCAAGAGCAGACCCCCUUGAAGAUAUUGAGACAGGCAAAAAGCUUGGGUUCACUAUAGACUCUGGAAGAUUUCAUAACAUCUCUUUAGGACAAGGGCAGGAGAUGGUUGCAAAGGAGGCACUGGAGAAGGCUGCCAGACACGGCCAUUGGGUUCUUCUCCAAUCUGAAAAUAACCCUGCUUUUCUGCUCGUGAGUAUAAAAAAGCUGUUGUGAAGGAAAGAACAGGGUUGUCAUCCUGAUUUCUGUGUCUUUAUUAUUGCUAAACCAGCUCCAACCCCAGAAGAGCGCAUAAUUCCUCAAGGAAUUCUAGAAAACUCGAUUAAAAUUACCAGUGAACCUCCUACAGGGAUGUCGGAUAAUUUGCAUGCUGCACUCUACAGUUUUGACGAGGUUCCAUGGGAAGACCUGCAUUACCUCUUUGGUGAGAUCAUGUACGGUGGCCACAUCAUUGACGCCUGGGACCCGAGGCUUUGCUGCGUAUAUCUGCAAGAAUUCAUCGGCCUGCCUCUUGAAGGGGAACUGACGCUGGCACCACCAGGUUUCUUGGCCCCGUCAAAUCUGGAUUAUGCUGAUUACCAUAAAUACAUAGACAAAGUGCUUCCAUCUGAAAGCCCUGCACUAUAUGGACAGCACGCCAAUGCUGAGAUGGGAUACCUGACAGCAACAUCAGUUAAUCUCUUCAAAACUCUUUUGGAAAUGCGCCAUUCAUUCAUAGGAGAAGGAUCAGGCCAGUCUGCAGAGGAAAAGGUAAAGAAUGUUCUGGAUGAUAUUCUGGGCAUGCUUGCCAAGGAAUUUAACGUGGCAGAAAUCAUGCGGAAGACUAUUGCCUGGAGCCGUUAUGCCCUUGUUUGCCUUCCAGAGUGUGAGAGGAUGAACCUCCUCCUUUCAGAGAUUGUCGGUCUCAAACAGCUGGACGUCAGUCUGAAGAGUUACUGAUCUUCUCAUGCGAUAUGGAGAACUUGAGAUCUGGACACAGGACCUUGUGCUGCCAGCAGUGGUGUGCCUUUCUGGCUUGUUCAGUCCUCAGUCCUUUCUGACAGCUGUAAUGCAGAGCAUGGCACGCAAGAACAACUGGCCUUUGGAUAAGGUGUGCUUGACUGUAGAUGUGACCAGAAAGAUCAACGAAGAUUACGGCCACCCACCAAGGCUAUAUCUGUGGGCUUGUCAUCAAAGGUAAGAAAUAAACUUAAAUUGCUUGAUUUCGAUAACCUAGUUCAGGGACCCUAGCUUCCUUCAUUAGGUAGAUAAGUUCCAUCAGGAGUUCGAGUAAACUCUUGUGAUCCUAUGAAAAGCACCAAGGAAGUUUAGGAAUGGUGGUGGAUUGUUGGUGUUGAUCCACAUUGACUUUAAAUUUCAUACCAGCUUGAUGUCCUAAUCACUGACUACA
Molecule: messenger RNA, 11026 nt
Organism: Grus americana (Whooping crane)
Lineage: Eukaryota; Metazoa; Chordata; Aves; Gruiformes; Gruidae
Gene: DNAH11
Product: dynein axonemal heavy chain 11
Biological process (GO): microtubule-based movement
Cellular component (GO): dynein complex
Molecular function (GO): ATP binding; dynein intermediate chain binding; minus-end-directed microtubule motor activity
Source: RefSeq, a predicted model, not a curated record